AUGUCUCGAGCAGCCACGAACGCGCCGUGUGGCCUCGAUCUCAAUAAGUUCUCGCCAAUGAGUAAGAGUAAAUGCUUCGUUGGUAAGAUUUUCCGAGCGCCGGUCCAUACAGAAUUUCAUGACAAUGCUGGCCACAACAGACCGGCAGACGUUGAAAAGACAGUACAGACCAAGCAUGGAUUGGUAAUGACCAAACUCCGUUGGAUGAUUGUGGUCGUCAAACACGAGCAGCAUUAUACCGCGAUACCGUUAUACACCCAUAAUGGCACUGGUCUUAGCAACAAGUCCGAGCGAGCCAAACGCGAAUAUGUCUCCAUCCGCGACGAUCGUCUCCCAGACUUCGAGGGUCUCUCCAAGCAUGGUGUCCUGACGGCCCAGAUGAGGAACGAAGCAAAAGACUUAAGUCGUCUCUCUGUUGCGCACCUGACUGCCGGAGUAUCAAGGACUUACGGCACAUACGUUGAGCAAGCAAAUGAUGAUUGGCUGAAAGCGGAUUACCAGUAA
Bacidia gigantensis is the source of this 504-nucleotide messenger RNA. RefSeq lists its product as uncharacterized. NCBI's taxonomy places the organism in Eukaryota, Fungi, Ascomycota, Lecanoromycetes, Lecanorales, Ramalinaceae. The transcript has 3 exons. The record is from RefSeq and is a predicted model, not a curated record. Bases 1 to 504 code for a protein of 167 amino acids.